This is a messenger RNA of Myotis lucifugus (little brown bat), 2282 nucleotides long. RefSeq names its product fatty acid desaturase 2-like protein FADS2P1. Bases 216 to 1733 code for a protein of 505 amino acids. Gene Ontology annotation, biological process: lipid metabolic process. Gene Ontology annotation, cellular component: membrane. Lineage: Eukaryota; Metazoa; Chordata; Mammalia; Chiroptera; Vespertilionidae. Gene Ontology annotation, molecular function: oxidoreductase activity, acting on paired donors, with oxidation of a pair of donors resulting in the reduction of molecular oxygen to two molecules of water. The record is from RefSeq and is a predicted model, not a curated record. The transcript has 12 exons.
ACAGAUGCUGCUAAGAGACCAGCCAGCAGGGAGAGAAGUGAGGAGAGAAAGGUGGUUCGGCCUCCAUCUGGGGAGAAAAGAUUCAGGACAGACAGAAGUGAGAGGCUGGGGAUAUGUUCACCAUCAAGUUUGGGAAGAGAAAAUUAAGCUAAAAAGAAGUGUUCUGUGCAGGCAUCAUACUACAAAUGGAAUAAAAGGGAAAGAGGGAUUAGUUUAUGAACCAAUCAGAGGUGAGGAUUAGAAGUUUCAGGAGUCAACCCAGAAAUCUCAGGGUUUCUGUGAUGACGAAGGUUGAAGAAAAGCAUGCAGGCAAUGGGAGCCUUGUAGGAAAGAGUCAGCUGCCCCUGGAGGAGAAGCAUCAGGCAAACGACAAACCAGAAGCAAACGGGAAAGCAAAGGUCUCCCCAAAGCAGGAGGCAGAUGGGAAAGGUGACACACCUAGAAAGAGCCUCAACUUGUACAGUUGGCAGGAGAUCCAGAGACACAAUCAGGAGACCGACCAGUGGCUGGUGAUCAAUCGCAAGGUCUACGAUGUUACUAGCUGGGCAGACCGACAUCCAGGUGGCCGGCGGGUUCUCAACCACUAUGCGGGGGAAGAUGCCACGGAUGUCUUCAGAGCCAUGCACCUGGAGCUUGACAUUGCACGAUUGUACCUUAAGCCACUGCUCAUUGGAGAGCUUGCCCCAGGAGAGCCCAGCCAGGAGAGAAACAAAAACGCCCAGUUGGUGGAAGAUUUCCAAGAACUGCGGAGGACAUUAGAGGCUAUGAACAUGUUCAGUGCCAACCUGGGGUUCUUUUCCCUUCACCUCAUCCAGAUCUUGAUUUUGGAAGCGCUGGCUUGGCUAAUGCUGUGGCAUUUUGGCAAUGGCUGGCCAAUUACAAUAUGUAUUUCCUUUCUUCUCACAAUUUCUCAGGCCCAGAGUUCAUUUUUGCAGCAUGACACAGGUCAUCUUUCCAUAUUUAAGAAGUCCAAGUGGAACCACCUGAUGCACAGAUUUGUGAUGUGUCAUCUCAAGGGCCUGUCAGUGAAAUGGUGGAAUCACCGACAUUUCCAACAUCACACAAAACCAAACAUUUACCCAAAAGACCCAGAUAUUGAUGUGGGUCCACUUUUCCUGGUUGGAGAUUUGCAACCUAUCAAGUAUGGCAAGAAGAAAAUCAAAUACAUUGACUAUGAAAAGCAGCACCUUUACUUCUACAUGGUUGGGCUUCCCCUCCUCAUGCCAGUAUAUUUCAACCUGCAAUCCAUGCAAGUGAUGUACCUCGGAAGAUAUUGGAAGGACAUUGUCUGGGUCAGCAGUUUUUACAUCCGCUAUUUCAUCACAUUUGGCCCUUUCUAUGGAAUCUUCGGAACAGUAUUGCUCAUAUAUUUGGUCAAGUUUCUUGAAAGUCCUUGGAUUGCAUGUGUUACGCAGAUGAGCCACAUACCAAUGAAAAUGAGCAGAGAGGAGAACAGAGACUGGCUCAGUACUCAGGUCUUGGCCACCUGUAAUGUUGAACAGUCUUUUUUCAAUGACUGGUUCACUGGGCACCUGAACUUCCAAAUCGAGCACCAUCUGUUUCCCACUAUGCCCCGCCACAAUUAUCAGAAGGUGGCACCUCUGGUGAGGUCCCUGUGUGCCAAGCAUGGAUUGCAGUAUGUGAAUAAGCCCAUAUUGAAGGCAUUUGGAGAUAUUGUCAGGUCCUUGAAGAAAUCCGCAGCCCUCUGGAUGGAUGCAUACUAUGAAACAUGAUGCAGAUCCCAGCCUUGAUGUGCACGUAAUUGCAUCUCUCAAGGAGGCUGGUGAAUGUGUAAGAACUUCCUGCUUACCUGUCAGUGCCAUUGGCAUACCGGAGUGUGCCAGGAGUGUGAACUCUAAGGAUACAUGAUAACUUUCCGUGAAGGUUUCCUCUGCAAAUAAGAAGCAGAGGGAACACAAGAUGGCUUUGACCAGAGUUUCAAAUGGGAAGUGGAGUCCAAUGUUAUUAUUUUUUCCAAAAGAUCUUUAACUUAGUCCUACCAACAGGCCUUAUUCAAAUCAUCUCGGUUCCUGGGCAUAAGUACAAGAGCCAUGUAAAAGUCUCACUGACAAUGUCAAGGGUCAAUGAGAAGAGGGUCAAGGAGAGACUUCAGAUAGAGCACUUUUUGAAAAACGGGGCAAUUGCUCUUUGAAGAGAAUUGUACAUUUAAGAAGUUCCUGGUAAAGCACAAAUUUUUUGCUUUUUCCUUUUUUAAACACUUGAACUUCUUUUUCUUUAAAUGUUGAGUAUAAUUAACAUUAAAAUCUCUAAAUAUUUAAAUA